AUGAAACUCACGAAGCUGGGCCUCGAAGGAGAUGAGCACGAUCCAACAUUUCACGGAGGACCCGACAAGGCAAUUUUGGGCUACUGCUCAUCCCAUUACCGCGACUGGCAAGCCUCUUACCCAGAGCGAGUAGACCGGUUUGUCCCAGGUGGCUUCGGAGAGAACUUCGUCACAGCCUCCAUGAACGAGCGAAACGUGUGCAUCGGCGACAUCAUCUCAGUUGGCCCCGAGGUUCUCCUCCAGGUGUCCCUCCCUCGCCAGCCAUGCUUCAAACUAAAUCACCGGUUCUCUCUCAAAAAUUUUGCACCCCAGACCUACCAGACGAGCCGUACGGGUUGGUACUACCGAGUGAUACGUGAAGGCAGCGUCAAUGUGGGAGACGAGCUGAGACUCGUGGAGCGAAAGUGGCCCAGGUGGACAGUCGAGCGGGUGCAAGAGUACCUCCAUCGCGAUACUGGGAAUCUUGCCAUGAACGAGGAGCUUGCGGCUGUUGAAGCGCUCGGCGAGGAGAGCAGAGGGCAGUUCAGAAAGAGAGUGGCCAAGGCGAAGCGGAAAAGCCAGAAAGAAGACGCGUGGAAGGACUUUAGGAUCAUCGACCGCAAGAUGGAGGCCCCGAGCAUCGUGUCCCUGAUUUUCAAGGCGGUAAACCCGGACCUGGAGGCCGACAAGUAUCUUCCAGGGUCACAUGUGAAGUUGAAGCUUCCGAACGGGUUGCUUAGGACCUACUCGAUGGUCUCUACAGCGGAAAAGAGCGACAAAGAUAACAUUGGCAACAUGUUUGAACUCGGCAUCGCUCUCGACGACCACAGCCGUGGAGGGUCCCGAUACCUACAUGAAUCUGCCAAAGUCGGCGACAUUAUACAGGUUGGCAGGAUCACGACAGAUGUGGCUCAUGCGGCAUCUGCGAGCGUACAAGUCUUCAUUGCGGGUGGGAUAGGGAUCACAGCCUUCUUAGCCUUGCUCAAGCGGUACCAUUCCAUCCAUUUGGCCUGCGAUCUCCACUACGCUGUGCGCUCAGCUGAGGAGGCGGCAUUCCUAGAUCGCUUGGAGCCCAUGCGUGAGAGCGUUACCAUAUACGACAAAUCCAAGGGUGAGAGGAUGGACAUCAAAAACAUCGUAAAGACACUGCCAUGGAAUAGCCAUCUCUACGUCUGUGGACCCAACAGAAUGAUGGAGGCUGCCAAGGAAGCCGUCGAAGAAUGCUGCAUCCCGCCCAAUGAAAUUCAUUUUGAGGCGUUUGCGGCUGACGUCUCGGGCGACCCUUUCCAGGCGAAAGUAGUCAACCGAGGUGACGAAGUGGUCCAGGUGGGAGAGGAGGAGAGCCUCCUCGAGGUGCUCCGACGGGAGUUCGGCGACGUUCCAUCAAGUUGCGAAGUGGGAAACUGCGGAACGUGCAAAACCACGCUCAAGAGUGGCCGCGUCGACCACAGGGGCUCAGCUCUUCAGCCGGAGGAGAAGGAAACGGCCAUGUUGGCCUGCGUCAGCAGGGGCAUCGGCUUGAUUUCCAUCGAGAUCUAG
Messenger RNA from Ilyonectria robusta, 1518 nucleotides. Its product is annotated as pyruvate kinase-like protein. The transcript is spliced from 2 exons. The record is from RefSeq and is a predicted model, not a curated record. Gene Ontology annotation, molecular function: molybdenum ion binding; pyridoxal phosphate binding; oxidoreductase activity. NCBI's taxonomy places the organism in Eukaryota, Fungi, Ascomycota, Sordariomycetes, Hypocreales, Nectriaceae. Bases 1 to 1518 code for a protein of 505 amino acids.